AUGGUUAACAGAACACAUAAGGCAUCUCACAUCAACAGGGUCUCGAGGAACAUGAGAAAUGGCACAGCCAUCACAGAGUUCAUCCUCAUAGGCUUCCCUGGGAUCCAAGGACUGCAGACCCCUCUCUUCAUCCUGAUUUUUCUCAUCUACAUAUUAACCCUUUCAGGCAAUGGGCUCAUCAUUGCCAUUAUCUGGGCCGAGCCCAGGCUUCAAAUCCCAAUGUACUUCUUCCUUUGCAACCUCUCCUUCUUAGAGAUCUGAUACACCCCCAUGGUCAUCCCCAAACUGCUGGAAACCUUCAUGGUCACAAGGACAGUUACCUGCACCCGCUGCUGCCUGCUACAGAGCUUCUUCCACUUCUUCCUGGGCACCACUGAGUUCCUGAUCCUCGCCGUCAUGUCUUUCGACCGCUCCCUCGCCAUCUGCAAGCCCCUUUGCUACCCCACCAUCAUGACCAGCAACCUCUGCCUGCAGCUGGCCCUCGGCUCUUGGGUGGCGGGCUUCGCCAUCAUCCUUUUCCAGAUGCUGCUGCUCGUCCAGCUGCCCUUCUGUGGUGACAACGUAGAUCAUUUCUACUGUGACGUCGGUCCCAUUCUGAAAGCAGCCUGUGCAGACGCCAGCAUCUUGGAACUCCUGGGUGUCCUGGCAACCGUCCUUGUGAUCCCAGGGUCACUCCUCUUUACUGCAAUUUCUUACGGCUACAUCUUGUCCACCAUCCUGCGGAUCCCUUCGGCCACAGGUCACCAAAAGGCCUUCUCUACCUGCGCCUCUCACUUAACUGUCGUCUCCCUGCUCUAUGGUGCUGUUCCGUUCAUGUACCUGAGGCCCACGGCACGCUCCUCCUUUAAGAUUAAUAAGGUGUCGGUGCUAAAUACUAUCCUCACUCCCCUCCUGAAUCCCUUUAUUUACACCAUUAGGAACCAGAAGGUGAGAGGAGCCCUAAGAAAGGCAAUGAGUUGUCCAACGACUCGUCAUACAAGGGAAAUCGUGCAGCAUGUCGGAAUAAACUUAACACUGUUACAAAAAUUAAAUGUGAGAGGAGACUGUGGGGGGAGUCAGUAA
Molecule: messenger RNA, 1062 nt
Organism: Tupaia belangeri chinensis (Chinese tree shrew)
Lineage: Eukaryota; Metazoa; Chordata; Mammalia; Scandentia; Tupaiidae
Gene: OR6X1
Product: olfactory receptor family 6 subfamily X member 1
Biological process (GO): G protein-coupled receptor signaling pathway
Cellular component (GO): membrane
Molecular function (GO): G protein-coupled receptor activity; olfactory receptor activity
Source: RefSeq, a predicted model, not a curated record